Messenger RNA from Yarrowia lipolytica CLIB122, 846 nucleotides. RefSeq lists its product as uncharacterized. Gene Ontology annotation, cellular component: TRAPPII protein complex; TRAPPIII protein complex; TRAPPI protein complex. The record is from RefSeq and is a predicted model, not a curated record. Lineage: Eukaryota; Fungi; Ascomycota; Dipodascomycetes; Dipodascales. Gene Ontology annotation, biological process: endoplasmic reticulum to Golgi vesicle-mediated transport.
AUGUCUAUACCAAGAGGGCCUUCCACGCCGAUCAUUCCCUCGUCCAAGGGAGUGCCACAAAUCCCCCGAACGCCCUCGUCGACGCUUCCACACCCCACUGCGGCGCAAUCCCCUGCCAGUGCUUCGUCUUCCACCUUCCCUAGCGCCCUCAAUCCCAAUGCCCAGCUUACCAACUCGGCUCCCGACUAUCCGCCACAGAUGACUGCUCCCACGACGUCGUCAUCGUCUAUCCGAAAGCCUGGAUCUAUCUACGAGCGAAACAUCAACCGCCGAACCCCCGAGGUGUCGCUCAACGCCUUUGCAUUCCUAUUCUCUGAACUCGUCCAGUAUCUACUGCGACAGCGAAAAGAGGCUGGAGCCAACGCCGGGUCGCUUCCUGAUCUCGAAACACGUCUAAACACUCUUGGAUACCAUGUGGGACAAAGAGCACUGGAGCUGGUGACUAUUAGAGAAGCCACAGCAGGCGCAUCAGCAAAGGGCGCAGCAGGAGGAAGACGAGAAAACAAGAUCCUGGGAAUUCUCGAGUUUGUGCAUACCCACGUGUGGAAGAUGGUAUUUGGCCGUGCAGCUGACGGCCUGGAGAAGUCGCGAGAUGAAGAGAACGAGUACAUGAUUAUCGACAAUGAGCCCGUGGUCAGCAAAUACGUUUCUGUGCCACGAGAAAACUCGCAACUCAGUGUGGCUGCUUACGCCGCAGGUAUCAUUGAGGCCGUGCUCAACGGAGCCAAGUUCCCUGCCAAGGUAAGUGCUCACACAGUUGAGGACGAAGAUCAUCCGCUGCGAACGGUCUUCCUCAUCAAGUUUGACCAGGCGGUCAUUGAGAGGGACCAGAAAAUCGCUGCAUAG